AUGCGGGACCCGCGGGGCGCCGUCAUGCCUGUGCUGCCCGUGCCUGUGCUGCCCGUGCCUGUGCUGCCCGUGCCUGUGCUGCCCGUGCCUGUUGCUGCCCGUGCCGGUGCUGCGCGUGCCUGGUGCUGCCCGUGCCUGUGCUGCCCGUGCCUGUGCUGCCUGUGCCUGUUGCUGCCCGUGCCUGUUGCUGCCCGUGCCUGUGCUGCCCGUGCCUGUGCUGCCCGUGCCUGUGCUGCCCGUGCCUGUGCUGCCCGUGCCUGUGCUGCCCGUGCCUGUUGCUGCCCGUGCCUGUGCUGCCCGUGCCUGUUGCUGCCCGUGCCUGUGCUGCCCGUGCCUGUGCUGCCCGUGCCUGUGCUGCCCGUGCCUGUGCUGCCCGUGCCUGUUGCUGCCCGUGCCUGUGCUGCCCGUGCCUGUGCUGCCUGUGCCUGUUGCUGCCGGUGCCUGUUGCUGCCCGUGCCUGUGCUGCCCGUGCCUGUGCUGCCCGUGCUGUGCUGCCCGUGCCUGUGCUGCCCGUGCCUGUGCUGCCCGUGCCUGUUGCUGCCCGUGCCUGUGCUGCCCGUGCCUGUUGCUGCCCGUGCCUGUGCUGCCCGUGCCUGUGCUGCCCGUGCCUGUGCUGCCCGUGCCUGUGCUGCCCGUGCCUGUUGCUGCCCGUGCCUGUGCUGCCCGUGCCUGUGCUGCCCGUGUCUGUGCUGCCCGUGCCUGUUGCUGCCCGUGCCUGUGCUGCCCGUGCCUGUGCUGCCCGUGCCUGUGCUGCCCGUGCCUGUGCUGCCUGUGCCUGUUGCUGCCCGUGCCUGUGCUGCCCGUGCCUGUGCUGCCCGUGCCUGUGCUGCCCGUGCCUGUUGCUGCCCGUGUCUCGUGCUCGCGCCCCCCUGUCGCUGA
This is a messenger RNA of Closterium sp. NIES-65, 879 nucleotides long. NCBI's taxonomy places the organism in Eukaryota, Viridiplantae, Streptophyta, Zygnematophyceae, Desmidiales, Closteriaceae. The record is from the annotation of a GenBank genome assembly.